AACAGCUGGGGGAUCAAAACCAGCCAUGCCCAGCAUGCUGGCGACCUUCGGCCAGAGUUGGUCUACACGAUGUCAGAGGACCUUUCGGACGAGGAGGAGCAGGAGCUGGAGGAGGAGCUCGAGGAGCACUGGAUCCGCAAGGGCUUCCAACUAAUCCGAGACCUUUGUGGGCCGACGCUGGAUUUGGAAGAGGAUGAUGCUGAAGAGGUGAGUGUGGCAAGGCAGCUGGAAGCUCUACAGGACAUCAGGCGACGCGCCAAGCGCAUUCGCAGAAGACUUGGCGAUAGCUUCCCGAGCAGUGCGGAUGAGGAUACAGAGUGGAUCCAAACUGCGCAAGAUGGGUUUGAAGAAAUCGAACGCCUGGCGCGCGAGGCCGUCGUCCAGCAGAUCUUCAACGCGGCCUCCACGACCGACGGAGCCAGGGUGGACACUUCUGCGGCGACGGUGUCCUCUGCGGCGUGGAUCGUCCGGUUGACACGGCGAAUCGAGGACAUGUUGUUUCCCUUGGUGGAUGCACGUUUGGUCUAUGAAUCGGAGGAAGGAUCCAGUGCUCCCUUUACACAGCCGACUGCCUUCACACAUGGGCGCAGCCCUGCCUGUUCCUGGCCCACUUCCAUGUCCCUGAGCCGUCCGCCCACGCCGAACCGAGCCUUUGCAGUGGAAGCCGAAGCAUCCAAGGAUGUCUUGCGGAGGGAGGAUCUUCUUCACCCGGAAGUGGCCGCAGCGCUGCGCUUGCACGGCCAGGAAAACAUGUGGUCUGGGAACUUCGAAGAAGCUUUGAGCUCUCUUGAGGAGUCUCUUGACAUUGAGCGAAACUUGCGCGAUGGAGAUCACCCUGCCAUCGCUGAAACGCAGCGCUUGAUUGGCAGGCAGAAGAUGGAGGACGGAGAACAGGAAGAGGCCCAACGACACUUGGAAGACGCCUUACUGAUGGACAGGCGUUUGCACAAUCAGGGAGAUCACCAAACUAUUGCUGAGACCUUGCGUUUGCUGGGCUCGAGUUACAGAAAGGUUGGACAGUACGAGGAAGCCCUCAGAUAUCUCAAUGAGGCUAUGGAAAUGGAGCUGCGCUUGGAAGCUCAAGGACUUGACCUUCGCGUUGACAUUGCGUUGACAUUACGUUUGAUGGGCAUCACGCUGUUGGAGAGUUACGAUGUUGAGGCAGCUCUACCGAAGCUGACCGAGUCUUUAGAGAUCUGUCAACGCCAUGGCCGUGCCACGACGAGCGAAGCGCCGCGGUCGCGCGAGCCGGCGCCGGUCGCCGCGAUCCGUUUGAGCUCUCCAGAUCGGCUCAUGAGUGAAGCUCUGAAGUGCCUAAAGGAGCUGUUACACUGGGAGAGGCAGCUUCAUUCAAACCAAGAUCAUCCAGACCUGGCAGGGUUGUUGGAUGAUUUGGGUUCCGAGAUGAUUGAUCAUGGAGAUGAAGAUGCUGAGCGUGAGGGGGUGGUCUAUUUAGAAGAGUCCUUGCAAAUGAAGCGGCGCUUGUUCGGCGAUCGCGAUUGCAUUGUGGACUCCUUGUGCCGUAUUGGCGCAUGCCAGAUUCAGACUGGGCAGCUUCUUGAAGGCGAAAAGUCUUUGGAUGAUGCCCUGCAAAUGGAACGCCGACUGCACAAGGAAGACCACAGAGAUCUUGCAGAGACACUUUUUUUGCUUGGAUCAAUGAAGCUGGAAGAACUAGAUCGAACGGAAGAAGGCCUCAGCUACAUCAGAGAAUCACUGCAAAUGGUUUGCCGCUUGCAUGGACCGCAGGGUGGCUCGAUCGCAUCGCAGGAUCACCCGGAGACAGCGCGAAUGCUGAAGGUCGUCGGGUCGACGAUGCAGGCGCAUGGAGGAGCGAAGUUUCUUGCGGCCACUAGUGAAGAAGGAGAGCGCUACUUGUGUGAGGGAAAGCAAAUGGAGGAGCGACUUUUCGAGGAGAUCCCGGAGGUCGAGGCAGGGCAGCAAGAGACGGGUUUGCCAAAGAUCGCUUGGAGCAGCUACCGUCCAAAAUCUUGAUUCAAAUCAAUCUCACCAUUUAGAGCACCUGCCUGUCCCAGAACCCCCUUGCACAUCGCUGCAAGGGCAAAAUCAUUGUGCUGAGCGCCACAUAGAUGUGGGUUUGCCAGAUUCAGAAGCAGCAGGGGAACUCCUGAAGAAACACAGCAUUCGGAGUUCCAGCUCCAGUUGCUACACCAAGGGGACCUUCACAUUGCACAAGCUUGGCAAUGUCAGUCGAGAAACAGGAGACUUCCAACAAGCAAGACAGUACCUGGAACAGUCUUUGAAGAUGAUGCAUGCUUUGCACGACCACAAAGGCCACCCUGGCAUUGCAGCCACAUUGCAUAUGCUUGGCAGUGCCAGUCAACAAACCGGAGACUUCCAAUAAGCACGGCAGUACUUGGAACAGUCUUUGGAGAUGAAUCAUGCUUUCCACGGCGACGAAGACCACCCUGGCAUUGCAGCAUGAGCUUGGCAAUGUCAGUCGACAAGCAAGAGAUUUCCAGCAGGCACGGCACUACUUGGAACAGUCUUUGGAGACGAGGGAUGCUUUGUUGGAUGACAAAGACAACCCCGGCAUUGCAGACACAUUGCAUGAGCUGGGCAAUGUCAGUUGAAAAUCAGGAGACUUCCAACAAGCGCUGCAGUACCUGGAACAGUCUUUGAAGAUGAAGCACGCUUUGCGUGACAAAGACCACCCCGGAAUUGCAGCUACCCCAGAAACGACCAGUGGUCGACCGUGACUGCGCUCAUGUUGGGCCGCAAGAGGUGCGACGCUAUGGUAGAGCUUGGUAGCUGUGAAGGCGGGCAAAUUCGAGAGAGAUAGAGCAGUUGCAGGCUGGGAAAACACUGCGCCAUGCGAGUCUGCAGCUUGUCGAAGAGGUUGAAGACAGGUCGCUGGGGUGCAUUGGGGUGAACAUGGAGCAAACGUGAACGUCGC
Molecule: messenger RNA, 2917 nt
Organism: Durusdinium trenchii
Lineage: Eukaryota; Dinophyceae; Suessiales; Symbiodiniaceae
Source: the annotation of a GenBank genome assembly